Penicillium paradoxum is the source of this 1950-nucleotide messenger RNA. RefSeq lists its product as uncharacterized. The record is from RefSeq and is a predicted model, not a curated record. The transcript is spliced from 2 exons. Lineage: Eukaryota; Fungi; Ascomycota; Eurotiomycetes; Eurotiales; Aspergillaceae. Bases 1 to 1950 code for a protein of 649 amino acids.
AUGAGUUGUCUUCCACUGGAGCUCUUACACCAGAUAUGUCUUAGUCUUCAUGCCGAUGGGUCGGAUUCACGCACAACCCUCUCAGCUUUCAGUCGGCUCAACCACGCAUGUUACGAACUAGCUGCUCCGCUUCUGUAUCAACAUCUUUCUAUCAAGUUCUGUGAUAUCCAAAGCCUCCAAAAGGCCGUCUCCGAGUUGACAGAAGAUGGCUGGGGACGUCAGUUCCUGAAAUACGCGCGGAAAUUAUCUGUUAUAGGGUUCAAUCCAGAGGAGGAGAAGGCACCGCCGGACCGUCAUUGGCAACUCAGAGCCACCCAAUAUGGAUCCUCUCGUCGCAUCCAUGAUGAGCCGGCCACGAGAGACUCUUUCCUGGAGUCUCAUUUGACAGAUCCUACUCGACAUGAUGUCGACGGAUUCCAUGUCCUCAAUCGUCCGUCCAGCUAUAAAAAAUGGAAAAGAGACUGGCAGCCACUUGCUGCCCUCAUCGUCCGCUUGUCGCAUCUAGCACAAUUUGAGUUUUUCCUUCGGGACAAUUUUCCAAUUGCUUUGCAGGACGCCAUAUCACAACAUCAUCCAAAAUGUCGACUGGAUCUGUUCUACUCGCAGAACGUCGUCGGCAGUCUGCCAGGUUUAGCAAGCGAGGUCGAUCCUUCUCUGCGGCUGGGAAUGGACGAAGACUGGAGCAUCGAUGUCAACCUUCUACGUCUCGAGGGACUGCAUACAUUACCCGUCCAAAUUCGGCGCAAACUUAACGGUCAAUCCGGCCCUCUAAACGUAGAUGAGAUGCUGCCCUUCCUUUUCCUGGCUCCUAAUUUGAAACACCUUCUCUUGCAGAAGAACGUGAUGAUCCAUCCAUCCCUAUACCCUCUGCUGAGGCAAAGAUGGCGCAGUUUUGCUGCCACCAUGCAACCUGUGCCGAUCUCUUCCUUGCAGUCGAUUACAAUUGGUCGACAAGGCGCAUACGAAGAUAUCCUACCCGUGCUGGCGAAUAUCGUGGAUCUUUCCCAACUCCGGUCUCUGAAGCUUGAUGAUUUAUGGGACGCAGCCAUGCUCACAGAAGUGGCUGCGGUUGUACCUAACCUCGAGCGACUCUUCAUCACCAUGGAUGCCCGUGGCUGGAGCUAUCCGGAUCUCAAUGUUGAUAAUCCUAUUGGGAUUGCCGGAAUAUGCGCAUUCAAUCCCCUGAAAUAUCUCUAUCUUUGUGGUCUUCGCAGCGCCUCGUCUUUGAACGCCAUCAUACAGCGCCAUGGCGCUACACUAAAGGGCCUUAUCAUUGAACCGUCCACUACGAUUAACACUCCGUCAAUUGUAUCAAAUUCUGGCUAUAAAUAUCCAGAAUUGGAUGCAUCUGGAAUCCGUCAUCUAGCCGAGUCCUGUCCACAGCUCGAGGAAUUACGUCUCCCCAUCAGAAGAUCCAUGGGCGAUCAGAAAGAGUGUGAAAUGUACAAGGCCAUGGGCAGCUUUUCUGCCCUCCACAGCCUGGCACUAGAUCUCCAUUUCGACCCUCGACCACGGUCGGUGAACCGAAGGGAAGAAAUCGCGCCAUCUGUUCUUAGAGAGAUAUUCGUCAACGCGGCUAUGGAUGAGAACCUCGCUCUCCAGAUCUGGCACUUGAUUUCGUCGAACCAAGUUUCCCACCGUCUACAGUAUCUUCGGAUUCUGCCUUUUGGUUUCCUGAACCUCCUGCACGAUGAUCAUCGGGUCGUUGAUUGGUUCGCUCGUUCGUUUUUGAUCAAUCGCUACAACUUCCAGAACGUGGGCGUGCCGACUAUCAUUGAGCUCGGGAAGAAGGAAAGGGUGAUAAUUAACCAAGCGCGCUAUGAAGGCUUGGGUGAGAGAGAUAUCCCGGAGAGGCUGGCACAGGUUCUUUCUGAUCUCUGGCCAUCUGAGCCGGUGAAUGGCUGGGAGUCUGAGCGCUGCAGCUUUCCUCUGCAGCCCAACGGUGCCUAA